Molecule: messenger RNA, 5118 nt
Organism: Populus euphratica (Euphrates poplar)
Lineage: Eukaryota; Viridiplantae; Streptophyta; Magnoliopsida; Malpighiales; Salicaceae
Product: LRR receptor-like serine/threonine-protein kinase GSO1
Exons: 18
Coding region: 82-4749 (1555 amino acids)
Molecular function (GO): protein binding
Source: RefSeq, a predicted model, not a curated record
GCCCGAAUGCACAUAUGACAUAACAAACAACAAUAUUCUACGUAGUACUUCAUAGAAUUAUUCAAGAUGAUGAUGAAAAAAAUGGGGGCUUGGAUGUUGCUAGCAUUAUUGACUUUGGUUGGCGACUGGUGUGGUCGUUGUUAUGGGUGCUUGGAGCAUGAGAGAAUUGGUCUCUUAAAGAUCAAAGCUUUGACCAAUCCAAACAGCAUUUACAUGGGAGAUUGGGUGGAGUACAGUAGUAAUUGUUGUGAGUGGUCUGGGAUCGAAUGUGAUAACACUACAAGGCGAGUGGUCUGGCUCUCUCUUUCGGGUGCAAGGGAUCAGAGUUUGGGGGAUUGGGUUCUCAACGCAUCUUUGUUUCUGCCUUUUAAAGAACUGCAAAGGCUUGCUUUGGUUUAUAAUGGACUGGUUGGUUGCUCUGAGAAUCAAGGCUUCGAAGUCCUAUCAUCAAAACUGAGGAAACUGGAGGUACUUGACCUAAUUCUGAACAAAUUUAAUGAUAAAAGCAUUUUAUCAUGCUUCAAUGGGCUUUCAUCUCUCAAGUCUUUGUACCUGUCAGACAAUCAGCUGACAGGAUCAGGUAGCUUCUAUGGUCUCAAGGUCUUGUCAUCAAGGUUGAAAAAGCUGGAGAACCUUUACCUGCGUGGGAAUCAAUGCAACGAUAGCAUCUUUUCAUCUCUAAGUGGGUUUUCAUCUCUCAAGUCUUUGGAUCUGUCAUACAAUGAGGUGAUCACAGGAUCAGGUCUCAAAGUCCUGUCAUCAAGGUUGAAAAAGCUGGAGAACCUUGACCUAUUUGGGAAUCAAUGCAACGAUAGCAUCUUUUCAUCUCUAAGUGGGUUUUCAUCUCUCAAGUCUUUGGAUCUGUCAGGCAAUCUGCUGACAGGAUCAUCUACUGGUAUCAAUAGUUUUCAACUCCAACCGAUGAGGCUGGGAAAGUCAGAGAACCUUAACCUGAGUGCCAAUCAAUUGAACAGUAGCAUCUUAUCAAUUCUGAGUGGGCUUUCAUCCCUCAAGUCUUUGGAUCUAUCAUUAAAUAAGUUGACAGGAUCAGGUUCCAAAGACUUGUCAUCUCUAACUGGGUUGAAAAAGCUGGAGAACCUUGUCCUACGUGGGAAUCAGUGCAACGAUAGCAUUUUUUCAUCUCGAAGUGGGUUUUCAUCUCUCAAGUCUUUCUAUCUGUCAGGCAAUCAGCUGACAGGAUCAGGUCUCAAAGUCUUGUCAUCAAGGUUGAAAAAGCUGGAGAACCUUGACCUACGUGGGAAUCAGUGCAACGAUAGCAUUUUUUCAUCUCUAAGUGGGUUUUCAUCUCUCAAGUCUUUGGACCUGUCAGACAAUCAGCUGACAGGAUCAGGUCUCAAAGUCCUGUCAUCAAGGUUGAAAAAGCUGGAGAACCUUGACCUAUUUGGGAAUCAAUGCAACGAUAGCAUCUUUUCAUCUCUAAGUGGGUUUUCAUCUCUCAAGUCUUUGGAUCUGUCAGGCAAUCUGCUGACAGGAUCAUCUACUGGUAUCAAUAGUUUUCAAGUGCUAGCUUCAGGGUUGAGGAAUUUGGAGGAACUUUAUCUGAGUGACAAUAAAUUGAACGACAGCGUUUUAUCAUCUCUCAGUGGAUUUUCAACUCUCAAAUCUCUAGAUCUGUCAAGCAAUAGGUUCACAGGAUCAACUGGUCUCAAUGGUUUAAGGAAAUUAGAAAUCUUGUAUCUGGAAUCGUCUGACUUCAAGGAAAGCAUUUUGAUAGAGUCAUUGGGAGCGUUGCCAUCCCUCAAGACCUUACAUGCCAGUUCUAGUACAUUUAAACACUUUGGGAAAGGGUUGUCUAAUUCGUCUAGCCUUGAAGAAGUGUUCCUCGGUUCUUCUUCUCUCCCAGCAGGCUUUCUUAGGAACAUUGGACACUGGUCUACUCUUAAAGUCCUAUCAUUGCCCGGAGUUGACCUCCGUAGCACCCUACCUGCUGAAGGAACUUUCUUCAAUUCGAGCACCCUUGAAGAAUUGUAUCUAGAUUAUAUUUCUCUCCCAUUAAACUUUCUCCAGAACAUCGGAGCAUUGCCCGCUCUUAAAGAAUUGCAUGCUGGUUACUGUGACCUCAAUGGCACCCUGCCCGCUCAAGGUUUAAGGAAAUUAGAAAUCUUGUAUCUGUCUUCAAAUGACUUCAAGGAAAGCAUUUUCAUAGAGUCAUUGGGAGCGUUGCCAUCCCUCAAGACCUUACAUGCCCGUAAUAGUAAAUUUAAACACGUUGGGAAAGGGUUAUCUAAUUCGUCUAGCCUUGAAGAAGUGGUCCUCGAUGGUUCUUCUCUCCCAGCAAGCUUUCUUAGGAACAUUGGACACUCGUCUACUCUUAAAGUCCUAUCAUUGACCACAGUUGACUUCCAUAGCACCCUACCUGCUCAAGGAACUUUCUUCAAUUCGAGCACCCUUGAAGAAUUGCAUCUAGAUCUUAGUUCUCUCCCAUUAAACUUUCUCCAGAACAUCGGAGCAUUGCCCGCUCUUAAAGAAUUGUAUGCUGGUUCCUGUGACCUCAAUGGCACCCUGCCCGCUCAAGGCUGGUGUGAACUGAAGAAUCUUGAAGAGGUAGAUCUCUCCGGAAACAAUCUAAAGGGCGUACUCCCUCCUUGUUUGGGAAAUCUAUCAUCUCUACGAUCCUUGGAUUUAUCUUACAACCAAUUGGAGGGAAAUAUUGCCUCUAGUCACCUUUCCCAUCUUACGCAGCUUGGAUACCUCUCAGUUUCAAAUAACUACUUUCAAGUUCCAAUAUCAUUUGGUUCAUUUAUGAACCUCUCCAACCUCAAGUUCAUUGUAUGCGAUAGCAAUGAGCUAAUAGCUGCACCCAGUUCUCAGCCUUUAGUUCCAAAGUUCCAGCUUCUUCUCUUUCGUGCUUCAAACUGUACUCCAAAACCACUCGAGGCUGGAUUUCCAAACUUCCUGCAUAGCCAACAUGAUUUGGUGGUUGUUGAUCUAUCCCACAACAAAUUCGUUGGACAACCUUUCCCAUCUUGGCUGUUUGAGAAUAAUACAAAGUUAAAUCGACUAUAUUUGAGAGACACCUCAAUUACAGGUCCUUUGCAGCUGCCACAACAUCCAACACCCAGCCUUCAGACAGUAGAUAUGUCUAGCAACAACAUACAUGGUCAAGUUGCAAGGAACAUAUGUUCGAUUUUUCCACGUUUGAAGAACUUCAUGAUGGCUAACAACAGCCUCACAGGUUGUAUUCCUCCUUGUUUUGGGAAUAUGAGCUGUCUCCAAUACUUGGAUCUUUCCAACAAUCAUAUGUCUUGUGAACUGCUUGAGCAUAAUUUGCCAACAGUAGGCUCCUCGUUGUGGUUUUUGAAGCUGUCCAACAACAGCUUCAAUGGGCGAUUACCACCAUCUGUGUUCAACAUGACUGACCUACAUUACCUCCUUCUAGAUGGAAACAAAUUUGUAGAAGUACCAGGUACUUUUUCUCUUGAAUCAUCACUUUUGUGGUUGGAUAUCAGUAACAAUCUUUUGUCAGGCAUGCUUCCAAGGGGAAUAGGGAACUCUUCAAAAACCCAACUUCAUGGAAUUGAUUUGUCCAGAAAUCAGUUUGAAGGUACCAUUCCAAUAGAAUAUUUCAAUUCUUCUGCGCUUCAAUUUUUAGAUCUUUCUGAAAACAAUCUGUCUGGGUCAUUACCGUUGGGCUUCAAUGCAACAUCUUUACGCUAUGUCCACCUAUACGGAAAUAGAUUGAGCGGUCCACUGCCAUACGAUUUUUAUAAUCUCUCUUCGUUGGUGACAUUAGAUCUCGGCGAUAACAACUUAACUGGGCCCAUUCCAAAUUGGAUUGUUCUCAAAUCUAAUCAAUUCAAUGGGAAACUUCCUCAUCAGUUAUGCUUGUUAAGGAAAUUCAGCAUAUUGGAUCUUUCAGAAAAUAAUUUUUCUGGUCUGUUACCCUCAUGUUUGAGCAAUUUAAAUUUUACGGCAUCGGAUGAAAAAACUUUUGAUCCCCCUCGUACGGAGAUGUCAGAUGGUGGAAUCCAGAAAGAUAUAUUUGCAUCCAUAGGGGGAAGAGAAUUGGAAAACGAAGGUUUUUAUCCUUAUGAGGGAGUUUUGUGGCCAGAGAUCAGUGUAAAAAUAGCUGUAGAGCUUACAUCAAAGAAAAAUUUCUACACUUACGAAGGCGAUAUCCUUCGUUACAUGUCUGUUAUGGAUCUUUCUUGUAACAGAUUCACUGGACAAAUCCCGACAGAAUGGGGAAACUUAAGUGGGAUAUAUUCUCUAAAUCUGUCACAAAAUAAUCUCACUGGAUUGAUCCCUCCAUCUUUCUCCAAUCUGAAGCAGAUAGAGAGCUUGGAUCUUUCUCACAACAAUUUGAAUGGGAGAAUUCCUUCACAACUCGUUGAACUGACCUUUCUAGCUGUUUUCAACGUGUCGUACAAUAAUUUGUCAGGAAGAACACCGGAGAUGAAAAAUCAGUUUGGUACCUUUGAUGAAAGCAGUUAUAAAGGGAAUCCUCUUCUUUGUGGACCUCCAUUGCAAAACCGUUGCGACAAAACAGAAUCACCAUCAGCGAGAGUGCCUAACGAUUUCAAUGGAGAUGGUGGCUUCAUAGACAUGUACAGUUUCUAUGCCAGCUUUGGUGUGUGUUACAUAAUUGCGGUGUUGACAAUUGCAGCAGUACUGUGCAUAAAUCCGCAUCGGCGACGCAGGUGGUUUUACUUCAUUGAAGAAUGCAUCGACACUUGCUACUGCUUUUUGGCUAUAAACUUUCGCAAGUUGUCCAGAUUCAGAAGGUGAUUGGAUCUUAUCAUGAGCGAGUGGGCUGCUUUCUGAAUUUGUUGCAAUCCUCUGUGGGGAAGCAGUCGCAUUCCAAAUCAAUGGUUGCUCACAACAUGUUCAGCAAUUUGCCUGUGAGAAGUGUUCGGUCGAAGUGUCUGGUUCUUGUUGCUUAGCCUUUCUGUUUUGACAUGACUUGUGUUUGUCCUUGUGCUUGUAUCCAUAUUUGUUUGUUUCGUUGUUAAGUCUUAAUUAUGUUGCGUUUUGGUCUUAGAUAAGCAACCAACCAAUAUUUCUUGGCUUCUUGUGAUUUCUAUAUCCCUAAUAAUAUGGAAUUUAUUCACAAUUGUAAUAGUUUACAGUAUCGUAUUUUCUCAAUUAAAAAAAUAA